Messenger RNA from Pocillopora meandrina, 501 nucleotides. The record is from the annotation of a GenBank genome assembly. Lineage: Eukaryota; Metazoa; Cnidaria; Anthozoa; Scleractinia; Pocilloporidae.
AUGUUUCAGAUCGAAAACAAUGAUUCAUCAUCACUUGCUGGUCAAGGGAGUAAAGAAGGUAACGCGAAACGGCAAAAUGAGGGCUUGUCAAAUGGCGAUGGAGGUCCAGAGAAUUCCUUGGACGGGACAAACGACUAUUUUGCCAUUCCGACAAGAGGCAUGUUUUCUCUUCGGAAAAGGAAUUCAAUGAAGAAAACCCCUGAAGAACUGGCGAUUCGUAUGGUCAUCAUUGAACAGACUUUGCAAACAAGGCGAAAUGCAAUAUGCAAGGAAAUAGAACGAAAAAUGUAUAUUCAAGGGGCAUGUUUAGAAAAGCACCGUCACAAUUUGCAAAUCACCCAUGAACUGAUGUCUCGUGGUCUGUUAUGGCCAUGAACACUAAAGUUAAUUUACAAGAUGCAAUGUAUUUGAGGUAAUUUUUACCUAUGAUUUCAUAAAAUUUUAGAGACAGGUACAGAGAUCACCACUAUAAGUUUUUACGCAACACAAGGAGUUAGUUAG